GCGUCACCGACAAGGCUGGGCUGCUGCUCUCUCACUUCCUGGUUACUGCAGCUACGGCUUUCAUACAAACGGUAGUUUUGGAAUGAAAACAAUUUCCCCUAACAUUAACUGGGUUGCAUCGGUGCAUCUGGCGCUUAGUCUUUUUGGGCUUCCGUACGUUGCUGGCACAAGUGGAUUUUGCAGGAAGAACGCCUUAGGUCGUAUUUCCAGUCUCUGUUCAUCAGCGUCUGUCUACAUGUCUCCUGCCGCACCCGUUAAGGCUCGUUGUCCGGUAUAUCCCGGCUCAGACACACACCGCUUCCUUGUUUCAGAUGACAAAGUAGACUGGGACACAGACUGGCCCCAGUAUAGCCCUGUUAACUACACCGCACCCACUGUGCUGAAAAAGCCUGUUUGGGCUGACCCAGAGAUUGGUGCAUUUUCCCCACAAUUCAAUUCUUUGGAUGGAUCUGUGGACAGGAGAAGUCACGAGGGCCCGUAUCAUAUCCAGAAUGGCAAACCACUUAAUCCACAUGGAAGAACUGGGCUGGAGGGCCGAGGAUUACUGGGAAGGUGGGGUCCAAACCACGCCGCUGAUCCAAUAGUUACCAGGUGGAAAAGGGACUCUACAGGACAGCUUGUCCUCCACACUAACUCUCAACUACCUGUGCUGCAGUUUGUGUCCAUUAAGAGGUUGGACUGUGGCGAAUGGGCCAUCCCAGGGGGAAUGGUGGACCCCGGAGAGCGCAUUUCUCAGACAUUGCAGCGUGAAUUCUCAGAAGAGGCUUUGAACUCUCUGCAAGCAUCUCCAAGUGAGAGGGAAGAGACCCAAAAGCGCAUCACUGAGCUUUUCGACUCAGCAGGUCUUCAGGUGUAUAAAGGUUAUGUAGAUGAUCCAAGAAAUACAGAUAAUGCUUGGAUGGAGACAGUUGCAGUCAAUUUCCAUGAUGAAUCAGGCAAUAGUGUGAGUGAGCUUCCACUGCAAGCAGGUGACGACGCAGGUCAAGUGAGCUGGAUUGACGUUGACUCCUCCCUGGACCUUUAUGCGAAUCACUUGCAUUUCCUAGAGACAGUUGCUAAGGAAAGAAAUGCCCACUGGUAACAGACAAUAGUAAAAAGUGCUCUCUGCUGAAACAGAAAUGAAGGAAAUCUUUUUAUGAGUCUAAUCUGAAUUAUGCAUAAAAAGAUUUGUAGCUUAGAAAAUGUUGGCAAUAUUAAUAUGAAGUGUGUACUUUUAGCCACAACACUGCCAAAAUUGUAUUCCAAUUAACCAAAGAUUAUCCUCAAUUAUCUAUAUCCUUUCUUAAUAUCCAGUAAAGCAUGGUUCCUAGAAAUGAACCAUACAGAUUGUUUAUUGUUAGAUGUUCCUAUUACACUGAAGUGAACACUACUACCUAAGAACUCACGUAUGACUCUUUCUGUAAUUAUAAUAAUAAUAAAAGCAUCCUAUACACUUA
Carassius auratus (goldfish) is the source of this 1436-nucleotide messenger RNA. Its product is annotated as ADP-ribose pyrophosphatase, mitochondrial. Bases 83 to 1081 code for a protein of 332 amino acids. Gene Ontology annotation, molecular function: ADP-ribose diphosphatase activity. Lineage: Eukaryota; Metazoa; Chordata; Actinopteri; Cypriniformes; Cyprinidae. The record is from RefSeq and is a predicted model, not a curated record. The transcript is spliced from 8 exons.